This is a messenger RNA of Coffea eugenioides, 1683 nucleotides long. RefSeq names its product laccase-17-like. Gene Ontology annotation, molecular function: hydroquinone:oxygen oxidoreductase activity; copper ion binding. The record is from RefSeq and is a predicted model, not a curated record. Gene Ontology annotation, cellular component: apoplast. NCBI's taxonomy places the organism in Eukaryota, Viridiplantae, Streptophyta, Magnoliopsida, Gentianales, Rubiaceae. The coding region runs from base 7 to 1632 and encodes 541 amino acids. Gene Ontology annotation, biological process: lignin catabolic process. The transcript has 5 exons.
AUCACCAUGCUUAAUGUCACGCGGUUGUGCCACACAAAGAGCCUGGUGGCUGUGAACGGGCAAUUUCCAGGGCCUCGCAUUGUUGCCGGGGAGGGUGAUCGUCUCCUCAUCAAAGUCAACAAUCAUGUCUCAAACAACAUUACCAUCCAUUGGCAUGGCAUUCGGCAGCUUCGAAGCGGCUGGGCUGAUGGACCAGCGUACAUAACACAAUGCCCGAUACAAACAGGCCAGAGCUAUGUGUACAAUUACACCAUUGUUGGCCAAAGAGGAACUCUGUUCUGGCACGCUCACAUUUCUUGGCUAAGAGCAACUGCAUAUGGUCCUCUAAUCAUCCUACCCAAGCAUCACGUCCCGUAUCCAUUUGCUAAACCGUACGAGGAAGUCCCCAUCAUCUUUGGUGAAUGGUUCAAUGCCGACACCGAGGCCAUAAUUAGCCAAGCUUUACGAACAGGUGGUGGUCCAAAUGUCUCUGAUGCCUAUACCAUCAAUGGACUUCCAGGGCCUUUGUACAAUUGCUCUACUAAAGAUACAUUUAAGCUGAAAGUUAAAGCAGGGAAGACUUACCUUCUUCGGUUGAUCAACGCUGCACUAAAUGACGAGCUCUUCUUCAGCAUUGCAAACCACACUCUCACUGUGGUUGAAGCGGAUGCAAAUUACGUUAAACCUUUCGAAACAGAUACGAUCCUAAUUGCACCUGGACAAACAACUAACGUUCUUCUCAAGACCAAGCCCCAAUUCCCCGCUGCCACUUUCCUCAUGCUGGCUACACCAUAUUUCACAGGAGCUGGAACCUUUGACAACUCCACCGUCGCUGGUAUUGUAGAAUAUGAACUGUCUACGUCACUUAAUUCCGCUACUGCAAUUUCAGUGAAGAAACUCCCACUCUUCAGACCCACCUUACCUGCUCUAAACGACACAUCCUUCGCCGCCAAUUUCUCGAAUAAACUACGCAGUUUAGCAAGUCCACAGUACCCUGCAAAUGUUCCCUGGAAUAUUGAUAAACAGGUCUUUUUCACAGUUGGCCUUGGAACUAGUCCAUGUGACCAACCCCAAGGCUGCCAGGGUCCCAACGGAACCAAAUUUGCGGCAUCCGUCAACAACAUCUCGUUCGUACAACCCACCACAGCCCUUCUCCAAUCUCAUUUCUCAGGCCAAUCCAGUGGUGUUUACAGCCCAGAUUUCCCGUUCAACCCAUUGCACUGGUUCAACUAUACUGGAAAACCACCGAACAACACCAUGGUGGGUAAUGCCACCAAAGUGCUGGUGGUCCCUUUCAACACCAGCGUGGAAUUGAUCAUGCAGGACACCAGCAUUCUUGGUGCCGAAAGCCACCCUCUCCAUCUUCACGGAUUCAACUUCUUUGUAGUUGGGCAAGGAUUUGGGAACUACGAUCCAAACAAGGACCCCAAGAACUUCAACCUUGUGGAUCCCAUUGAAAGGAACACCGUUGGGGUUCCGUCCGGCGGGUGGGUUGCCAUCCGUUUUUUAGCAGACAAUCCAGGAAUGUGGUUCAUGCACUGCCAUCUGGAUGUUCAUACAAGCUGGGGUUUGAAGAUGGCGUGGCUUGUCUUAGACGGAAAGCUUCCCAAUCAAAAGCUUCUUCCACCGCCAGCAGAUCUCCCAAAGUGCUAAUAAAUUUGUUCUCUUUUUUUGGCCUUUUGAUCUCCCUAUUCAGGUUUUUUU